This is a messenger RNA of Myxocyprinus asiaticus (Chinese sucker), 5702 nucleotides long. Its product is annotated as neurogenic locus notch homolog protein 1-like. The record is from RefSeq and is a predicted model, not a curated record. Gene Ontology annotation, molecular function: protein binding. The coding region runs from base 180 to 2528 and encodes 782 amino acids. The transcript is spliced from 11 exons. Gene Ontology annotation, cellular component: membrane. Gene Ontology annotation, biological process: cell differentiation; Notch signaling pathway; multicellular organism development. NCBI's taxonomy places the organism in Eukaryota, Metazoa, Chordata, Actinopteri, Cypriniformes, Catostomidae.
ACACAUGCAUACAUCAGAGGAAACAUACCAAGAAGACAUUAGAUUAGAUUAGACCAGGACUCAACUUAGAAGACACCAGGUCCUGGUCUUGGUGAUUCAUAUUUAAGAGGGCCGUGGUGUGGUGUAAUAUCAAGAAAGGAGGAACUUUUCAAAGUCUUGAUUAUUCUGAGUAUUGUGCCAUGCACCUGACUGUGACAUUAACCUUCCUAGUAUGGUCGAUGAGCAUAUUAUCCCAAGCCUCUCUGAGUGAUCCCUACAGCAGCUGCAAGGCAGGCAAAACAUGCCAGGCCAAGUUUGCAAAUGGACUUUGUGACCAGGAGUGCUCAAGUUCUGCCUGUCUGAGAGAUGGAUUUGACUGUCUGAAAGACAGAGGCACCUGCACUGCAGGAUAUAUUCAGUACUGCCGGGAUCAUUAUGACAACAGUCACUGCGAGCAGGGCUGCAACACUGCCCCCUGUGGAUGGGAUGGCUCGGAUUGCUACUGGAACCAGUAUCCCAUCUGGGCCAAAGGAACACUCAUAUUACACACUAGAAUUCAAUUCCAGAGAGGUCCUGUCCAGAACAGCUCUCUCUUAUGGGCUUUAAGCACUGUCCUUCAGACGAGCAUUAAACUCAGAGGCCUGACACCUUUCCAGACCAGUAAAGACCUUCAUACACUAGACACUCGACAGCUCACUGACCUGUACACUCAAACACCACCCUACGACAGUGAUGGAUCGGUGUUAUUCCUGCAGUUGGAUAACAGACCGUGCUCCCGUCUUCCCUCCACCUGUUUCCAGAAUGCCACUGAAGCUGCACACUUCCUGCAUGCCAUGCUGGCACAGAAUCAUGCCACAUUUCCCAUGAUCACAGAAGUCCAGGCAGCUGUAAUCAGUGUGCGGGGAGUUGAUGAGGAAAUAGGAGUCAGAGAGGAGGUGAAACUUCCAAACGAGAAACACAACGCCUACCCUACCUGGAUGUGGCCUGUGGUUGGUGUUGCGACUGGACUCGCAGUGGCGGUGGCUGUGAUUAUUCUAGUGCUGUUCCUGUGGUUAAAAAAAAGACGACAGCGGCGAGAGGGUGGAGAGCGAGUUCGUCACAGGUCAAUGGUAACAGACAGCAAUAAUGGCAGCAAGGCCUGGACGCGGCGUGCUGACCACCAUGAGAAAAGAGGAAGAGAGAAAGACAAAAAUGGGAUAAAGAAAAAGAAGAAAGUAAAAGAGUCAGGAAAAAGACGUAAAGAACCCGUUGGCGAGGAUGCAGUUUGUAUGCGGCCCCUCAGGAAGGAACUGGACAUCGGAAGUGACACAGAUGUGACCCAGAGUUCCAUGGAGGACAUCAACAGGACGAUCCGUGACCACAGAUCACCAGACCAAAAAUACUUCCAGACCAACCACCAACAACCUCGCAUGCUAGCUCCCCCUAGAGGAUGGGAGAGAAAUGCUGUUCCUAUACCUCAAAGACCACCAAGAAAUACUGCUCCAGUGCAGUGGUGUGGUCCAGAUGGCUCAGUUGUGCUUAUCCGAGCUGUCAGGAGUGGCCUUGACCGAGUGGUUCUGGAGCUCUUGAGAGCUGGAGUGCCAGUUAAUAACACCGACCAUACUGGGAGAUCUGCCCUCCACUGGGCAUGCUCGGUAAAUCACCUGCCAUUGACACAGACUCUCAUUCGCUACAGUGCUGCAGUGGACUUGCAGGACCAUAAGGGUGAAACAGCUUUGUUUCUCUCUGCACUCCACGGUUGCUAUGAUACCGCAAGAUACCUCCUCCUUAAUGGGGCCAAUCAAGAGCUGCCUGACUGCAAAGGGCGGCGGCCACUGGAUGUGGCUCGGGAGGGAUUACAUCACCAAGUCCUUGAACUCUUAUUGGUUCACAGAGUUCAGAGGGGGCCGGUUCCUCUAGAUCCAGCCACUGAGGUGCUUUGGGAUGAUCGUGCUUACGUGUAUUCACCUUGGGUUGCCUCGCCUCCAUCUCUACCUGGAAGAAGUGCCUCUUUUUCAGGGGUCAGAGGUCAAAGAGGGAUGGCAACACCUCCACCUAGUGAUUGGCAGAUGGGCAGUGCACAAUGCUCCUUCCCCCAGAACUGGCGUCCAGCACCCAACCAAUCAGCGACAGCAUUGGUUAGCCCCAGGAUUCUUGGCCACCCCUCUCAGCCUAUCAGUACUCUUCAGGAAGUGACAUCAGAGGCAGAGGAUGAGGAAAGGGAGAUGACCCAGAACAUUACUCGAGCAGCAACACCUCACUUCCUGUCUCCUCAACCAGCACCUCGACAGCGCUCGUUCUCUUGUACUCAACAUGCACUGAACCGCCGCUCCUGUGGCAACCAACCGGAGCUGUCAUUUGCCACGGCAGCAGCCAAUGAGCAUGUUGAAAUAGUGAUUGUGCCCCACCCUAAAGAAAUGCCCAACCAAUCAGAGAGGAAAACCACAGUGACUGGGCCGAACGCAGCUCAGACUGACUCUGAGAGAGAGAAUACAAGGAACUGCAAUUCCAAAAUCCAGAAUGAGAGAAUAAAUAAUGAGCCCAGGAUCUCUAUCCAAACCAGCAUGUGAGAGAAGACAAAGAGAGAUUAAAGGAAUAGUUCAUCUAAAAAUGAAAGAUCUGUCGUCAUGUACUCACUCCACAUAACCCAAGUGCUUGGAGAAAUUUGAAGAAACUUUUCGCAGUUACUUUCCAUACAACAGUAGUUAAUAGUGACCACGGCAGAGUUUCCCAAAAGCAUCCAAGCGUAAGUAGAUCGUAGAAACCAUUGCCGUCAAUGGUCUCUACGAUCAACUUUUGGGAAAUGCAGCCAUCUGUUUAGCUCAAAAAACAUAAUAAAAGCAAAAUAAAAAAUUACUCCAUACAACCUGUGCCCUAUAUUUCAAGUCUUCUGAAGCCAUACGGUAGCUUUAUGUGAGGGAGAGACAAUGCAAAUAACGCAUUUAAUUUUUGGGUGAACAAUGCCUUUAAGUUAUAUUCAACCUCAUAUAAACAUGUUUCAAUUGCUGAAACAAAUGCAUAACUGUCGUUUACAAUUUUUAUAAAUGUGUACAUUUAUGUUUUUUAACAAUUGAAAUAAUCUCCUUAUUGCAUAAAGCAAAUUAAACCUAUUGAUGAGACAUUUUCCCCUUAAAGCUCCCUAUAAAAUGUCCAGCCGUUUUUUCUUUCUACUUUACUGUUAUACAAUUAUUUUUCUGUAACACGUUAUAAGAUUGUAUUUUCCAACUUUAGAUAAUGCAUUAGUUAUCAUGAACUGAACAAUAUAUUUUUACAGUAUGUAUUAGUCUUAAUUUAAGCAUUUAUAAGUGUAAAUUUAUCAAAAUACUAUUGUACAUUGUUAGUUCAUAAUGCACUGUUAACAUACACAACUUUCAAAUUUAAAAAUGUAUAUAUGUUGAAAUUAACAUUAACCGAAACUAAUAAAUGCACUUACUGUUCAUUGUUAGUUCAUGUUAACUAAUGUAGUUAACUAUUGUUAAUAAAUACAACCACAUUGUAAAGCUUUACUGAUUUUUGUUUUGUUUUUUGUAUCAGCAUAAAGGCAGGACAACAAAUACUACCAUGAUGUAUAAAUACUAUACAACUCGAAUCAUGUUUGUUGCUGUAAUAACAAUGCUUUUGCAUGCAAACAGCGUAUUUCAAGAAUGGCAUCAAAUAAUCAAAAACAUUUGCCUCAUGUUGCAUUCAAAACCACUGUUGCAUCGGCCAGCAAUACUCAUUUAAGCAGAAAUGAUGAAUGUGUACACAGACAGUCUUUAUUGUAAAAGAGGUAGAGAAUACAGGUGUUUCACUGUACAGAGAAAAAGACAGCACUGUUGAUAUACUCAUUCAAACAGUAAAUAAAGACAGUAAACACACCUCAUUCAUAUAACUGGUAUAUACACAAACCCAGUAAAAAAAAAAAAAAGAAGCACGCGCACGCACACACACACGCACGCGCACACACGCACACACACACACACACACAAAAAACACAAUCUUUGGAUUUUCUCUAUUGACCCCUUCACCCAAGCCAAUUCUAUCUGAGAUUUUAAUAAACAAUAUAGAGCAGUGAUGAUAAUAAUAAUAAUAAUAAUAAUAUAGAUAUAAUGAAAGCAAUCUUAAAGCAUUUUUUAAAAAAAGCUCCCUCUUUCAACACCCAGAUAUUGCAGUAACAAAUAGUGGAAGUUGUGAUGUAGUGGAAAAGUGAAAAAUAAAACAAAUAAAAUAUAUGCCAACUAAAAAACAUUUUCUCAUUCAGCCCUUCUCUCUUGCACAAAUACACUCAAACUCACUCCAAACAGACAAUGGGUCACAAUUCAUGCAACAUGAGCAGAACAAAUUUAGGUAAUUUUUCGCAAAACCAUACUUCCAUAUAAAAAAAAAAAAAAAAAUAAAAUAAUAAAAAAAAAAAAAAACAUUCUUAAUGAUUUACUUAAGAAGGCUUUAACUAAGGAUCUAUACAGAAAUUCACUCUGCUAGAAUUGAAUUUCAUGCGAAAAUAUAUGUGAGAAGGGUUUUAAGAACGAUUUACACAAAUUCGCUCUUCUUGCACUGAAUUCAAUGCGAAAAUUUACGCAAGAAUGGUUUUAUGAACGAUUUACACAGAAAAUAUACGUAAUAAUGGUUUUACGAAAAUUUACAAAGAAAAUCGCUCUGCUCGCAUUUAAUUAAAUGUGAAAAUGUCUGACAAAAUGGUUUUGAACGAUUUACAUAGAAAUUCGCUCUGCUCGCUUUAAAUACGAAAAUUUACGCAAGAAUGGUUUUAUGAACCGUUUACACAAAUUCGCUCUUCUCGCACUGAAUUCAAUGCGAAAAUUUACGCAAGAAUGGUUUUAUGAACGAUUUACACAGAAAAUAUACAUAAUAAUGGUUUUAAGAAAAUUUACACAGAAAAAUCGCUCUGCUCGCAUUUAAUUAAAUGUGAAAAUGUCUGAAAAAAUGGUUUUGAACGAUUUAUCAAUGUCUGACAAAAUGGUUUUGAACGAUUUACAUAGAAAUUCGCUCUGCUCACUUUAAAUACGAAAAUGUACGCAAGCAUGGUUUUACGAACCAUUUACGGAAAGUCGCUCUGCUCGCAUUGAGUUCCAAGCAAAUACACAAGAAUGGUUUUAUGAACGAUUUUCACAAAUUCGCUCUUCUCGCACUGAAUUCAAUGCGAAAAUUUACGCAAGAAUGGUUUUAUGAACGAUUUACACAGAAAAUAUACAUAAUAAUGGUUUUAAGAAAAUUUACACAGAAGAAUCGCUCUGCUCGCAUUUAAUUAAAUGUGAAAAUGUCUGAAAAAAUGGUUUUGAACGAUUUAUCAAUGUCUGACAAAAUGGUUUUGAACGAUUUACAUAGAAAUUCGCUCUGCUCACUUUAAAUACGAAAAUGUACACAAGCAUGGUUUUACGAACCAUUUACGGAAAUUCGCUCUGCUCGCAUUGAGUUCCAAGCAAAUACACAAGAAUGGUUUUAUGAACGAUUUUCACAAAUUCGCUCUUCUCGCACUGAAUUCAAUGCGAAAAUUUACGCAAGAAUGGUUUUAUGAACGAUUUACACAGAAAAUAUACGUAAUAAUGGUUUUACCAAAAUGUACAAAGAAAAUCGCUCUGCUCGCAUUUAAUUAAAUGUGAAAAUGUCUGACAAAAUGAUUUUGAACGAUUUACACAAAUUCGCUCUGCUCGCAUUGAGUUCCAAGCAAAUAUCUACACAAGAAUGGUUUUAUGAACGAUUCACACAGAAAUUCGCUCUGCUUGCACUCAACUAAAUGCGAAAACGUA